AUGGAAAUUAUAAACAAUCUAAAUCAAGAAUAUCUAUUAGAUAAAAAUUUCAAUUUAAAUAAAUUUUUAUUAUCAAAGUCAAUAAACAAUUUAUUAGAUUAUGAGAAGGAUCUGAUUUUAUUACAGCAUCAAACUACUAUCAAAAUAUUUGAAUUGAUUUAUAAAGACUAUAACAACUUUAUCAACUUGAAAGACUUUAUAAAGGAUGAUAAAUUAUAUUUAGAUUAUUUAUUAAUAUCUAUUACGUCAUUUAAGAGCAACUUGAACCGAAAAUUAUCUCAGUUAAAUGAUAAUAGAGAUACUCUCAAUAACCACCUUCACAAUAGACAACUCAUAAAGAAUGACCUUAACGAUUUGAACCAGAAGAUUAACUUCAUAAAUAAUUUCAAUCACAUAAACAAUCUCAUUUCAUCACAGGAUAACAAACCAAAGCAAUUGAAAAGAAUUUCUCUACAAUUUAACAAGUUAAUCUACUUAAAUAGGAGAACAAAUGAGAAAAAUAUCAACAAACUAAAACAGAAUCUUCUAGAUAAAAUAAACAACGAGUUUUUCAUUCAAUUAAACAGUCCAAGUAAUCCUGAAUUAGUCGAUUUAAUUAGAUCAUAUGAAAUUCUCAACAGUUUGGAUCAAUCUCAGUUAGUUUUCAGGAAAUUCGUCAAAAUUUUGCUUGAUAAACUUCGUAAAGAUAACCUAUUCGAAGAAAUAAUCAAUACAAUAUCAUCUAAUUUAUCUCCACUAAUCAAUCUAUUCGAAAAUUGCCAAAAUUCAAACAAAAUUAGACAAUCUUUAUUAUCGAUAAGUGAAAAUAACAGUCAUUACAACUACUUCGAUAGUCUAUACUUAGAAGUUGAAUCUUCACUCAUAAAUAAACUAGGUUUAGAUCUCUUCUCCAUAGGCAAACCGAAUCUAUUUCAUAAGAAUUACAAUGAGUUUCAAUCUUUCAUAACCAAUUUUGAGACAUUUGCACCUUCAAUACAAGCAAUUAAUAAUAUCAGAUCACUCUCACAAAAUGGUAUAUUACAGAGGUUUCAAUUGAACAACUAUUUUCAAUUACGUUUCAAAGAGCUUGUUAGUGUUGUUGAAGGUGCAUUUCACUCACCGCUCAUUUAUUGUCAAAGUACUGAUGACAUAUAUACCAUAAAGCAAACAGAAAGAUUAGCUUGGGCUUUAAACAGAUGUUGGACUGAUGAAGUAGUCCUAGACGAUCUACUCGCGAAAUUCUGGAAGGUAACUCUACAACUAUUGUCGAGAUAUAAGACAUGGUUGGACGAUACUCUAGAUGAAUUCUUAGCACAAAAAUCUCAACAAGAUAAUGACCAAAAGUUGUUGGAGUUCUUAAUUAACAGCCGCUGUGACAUUGACACAAUAUUCACAACAACUGUUGACCUCUGGAAUAACAAAAUCAAGCAACACUUUACCGAAAUUCUAAAAGAUGAACUCGAUACCAUUCAAGAAUCAUUAUUUGAAUCAUUGGAUACCAUAAAGUUAGACUUUGGUCAAAAUUGCUUAAAUCUCAUCAUCUCAAUCCAAAUUACAAAAUUGAGUAAGCACCUCAGCGGUGUGAAAAGUGUAUACAAAUUAUCUGCACCACGUAAACAUCAAGAUAAACCAUCGGAAUUUAUAGAUACCUUGAUUAAUGACCUCAUAUCAUUUAAUAAUCAAACUAAACUAGAUAAUUAUAAAGAAAUAAUAAAUGAAAAAGUAACUAGCGAGUUAAUUGAAAGAUAUUUCAAUCAAAUAAGUGAAAUUAAGUCACAAGAGAGCUCGUUUAUAAAGUACAAACGUGGACUAGGUUCAUCGAAGGAUAGCAAUCAAAUAAACAAGCAAAUUGAUUUGGACCUUGAUUACUUUAAAUUAAAAAUUUCUCAGUUUAGUCAGAAGAAUUCUGCUGUCAUCGAUAACUACAUUGUACCUGAAGACGUCUCUUAGGGUAAAAAGAAAUAAAAAGGAUAAAAUAAUAAAUAAAUUUAAAAACGAU
Messenger RNA from Wallemia mellicola CBS 633.66, 1978 nucleotides. RefSeq lists its product as hypothetical. Gene Ontology annotation, cellular component: membrane; COG complex. Bases 1 to 1929 code for a protein of 642 amino acids. NCBI's taxonomy places the organism in Eukaryota, Fungi, Basidiomycota, Wallemiomycetes, Wallemiales, Wallemiaceae. The transcript is spliced from 2 exons. The record is from RefSeq and is a predicted model, not a curated record. Gene Ontology annotation, biological process: protein transport; Golgi organization; intra-Golgi vesicle-mediated transport.